Trypanosoma cruzi is the source of this 1627-nucleotide messenger RNA. RefSeq names its product tubulin-tyrsoine ligase-like protein, putative. The annotation marks the transcript as partial. The record is from RefSeq and is a predicted model, not a curated record. Lineage: Eukaryota; Euglenozoa; Kinetoplastea; Trypanosomatida; Trypanosomatidae. Gene Ontology annotation, molecular function: tubulin-glutamic acid ligase activity; tubulin binding. Gene Ontology annotation, cellular component: cilium. Gene Ontology annotation, biological process: protein polyglutamylation; microtubule cytoskeleton organization. The transcript has a single exon.
AUGGCGGAACAGGUGAUAGUUGAGCAGAGGAAGGGGAUGCCGGCGACGUGUUUAGUAUCCUCGGAAAUUUCAUCCCCCCUGCUAGCACCUGAAGACGCCCCAGUCAAUGGCGGCCGUGCGCCCCUCUCAGCUGCUGUUGUAAAUCUUCACAAGACAAAUCAGGCCGUGGCACCAGUCUCAGUGGUCCCGCUACGGUGGCGGGCCAGCAGCCACGUGCGACCACAGCAGGAUGCUGAAGCGGAGUGCGAGGAGCCCGACGCGGACAGAUCGCACCUUACUGUUGUAACGCAGCGUGGCCCCAUUCACAAGGCGAGCGGUGACUGCUACAAGCAAGUCUCGCCGUCCGUAGGUGCUGUUUGGCCAAAUAUGUCAGCGAGAGUCACGGGCCCAUACUUCUCUGGAGGUAAAAGUGAGAACGCGGGGCGCCCAGGCACUAAUGCCGCUCUGUCACAAAGAUCGUGUUCUUUAAGCAAACCCCGAAUCGAUAAUACUUUGCAACGACCGAAUGAAAGAUCAUCAAGUGAGGCACAAAAUGGUGAUAGGGUCUCUGCUAGACGUAAGUUACGGCGCCGCCACAGCAGUAAUGCGCAAGGCAACAAUAACACGAACAACCUUGCAAAAUUGGACGUGGGCACGGAGAAUAAGCCGAACUCUUCUCCCCCUGGUGCUGUUGAUGGUGUCCGUUCAGCCGCUGGCCUCAACGGUUCCGUGAUACCGGUGCGUCUGACAGAUCUGGAGCGGCCUGUAGCGAAGCAGGGGCAAGUGAGUGUCCGAUCCAAGCAGAGCGGUGCAAAAAGUGCACGAAUUCGGCAGAAAAUAGUCAAUCUUUUUUUGUGCAAAUAUUCACUUCUUCGUGUCAUUGCUGAGGAGCAAGGGUUUAAGACGCAGGAAACAGAGGAGGAAUUGGAGAAAAAUCAAUUCAAUCUCAUAUGGUCUGAUACAGUGCUCCCUCUUACGCGUCUGGUCCGUAUGGCAAGCUGGCAGCGUACAAAUCACUUCCCCUCGAUGUAUCUGCUCUGCCGCAAAGGGCACCUGGGCAUUACACUCGGUAAGAUGCGCAAGUUGUUGCCCUCACACUUUCUCUUCUACCCGAGGACAUGGUCACUUCGUAGCGAUCGACAUCAGUUUUCUCGUUUCAUGAUGGCGUUACGAGCCAAGAGGGUGUCCAAGUUUUUUAUUCUAAAACCAAAUUCCGGCUGUCAAGGCCGUGGUAUUGUUAUUUCUAGAGAUCCAUUAAACGCUGUGGAGGACUUGGAUAACUACAUUGUGCAGGAGUACGUUACCAGGCCACUUUUGCUGGAGGGGCGUAAAUUUGAUCUUCGUGUAUACGUGUUAUUAACUUCCAUUCGCGCCCCCUCCAUAUUUAUGUUUAAAGACGGACUUGUGAGAUUGUGUGCCGAGUUGUACGAAAAGCCGACGGACAGUAAUGCUCGUAACGCGUGUAAACAUCUGACAAACUAUGCCGUGAACAAGCACAGUCCAGAGUAUGUGUUUAACGAUGAUGUUGCAAAUGGAAAUGUUGGCAACAAGCGGAACUUUAAAUUUUUAAAUGAAUGGUUAGAGUCAUCGGGAAAGCGCCCAGAGGACUUUUGGGAGACAAGUUGCUCAUCUCCAAUUUGCAAAACCC